AUAGACAGUGUUGAUAUGUCAGCACUGUUGAAUGAUAUUAAAAGUGUUGUACAAGUCAAACCACAAUCACCAUUGAAACCAUCAGAAAUAUUUAAAAUAUUGAAAAGGUUAUAUGAAUCACCAUCAGUUACUGAACUAUUACUGCCAGAAAAGAUCAGAAUACCAGAAUUAUGCUUAGUUGCUGAUGGUAUGAAACAAAAAGGAAAUGGAUUGAUAAGAGCAAAAAAUAAUAAGUGGAAUACAUUUGCAAGUACAAAUGAUUUAAAAAAUCUUGAUAAGCAUAUUGAAGGUGAAAAUGAAGAUGAUCUUUUAAAAAGAGAAUUCAUGUAUUGGUUGAAGGAACACAAUGGGCCAAAAAUUAUAACACUAAACUCAAUUUUGACAUCUGCAAUGGAGCAAGCCAGAAAAUAUGCUAAUAUAAUUGCACAUGGUUCAGCACAAAGAGGUGAUUCAGGUGUUAAUGAUAUCUGA
Molecule: messenger RNA, 471 nt
Organism: Entrophospora candida
Lineage: Eukaryota; Fungi; Glomeromycota; Glomeromycetes; Entrophosporales; Entrophosporaceae
Source: the annotation of a GenBank genome assembly